AUGACAACCAAGACGGCAUGCAACCAGCUGAGGGAGAUUAUGGACCGGGUUUCGUUAGUUGAUGAGGAGAAGUUCAGGUUGUUGAUCAUAGGUAAGACCGGUUGUGGAAAGACCACGAUCCUCAGCAAGGUAUGCGGUGAGAACGUGGCUGAUAAACCCAGUGAAUCCCGAGGUAUCCACGAUAUCCACAAAGAGAUGGAAUUUAAGGAGAACAGACGCAUGGUCGUUCAUGACUCGGAGGGCUUCGAAGCUGGACGUAAACGGGAGUUCCAGGUUGUCAAGAGGUUCAUUGAAUCCCGAUCACGCAAAAAGAUGCUCCACGAGCAGUUGCAUAUGAUCUGGUACUGCCUUCAAACAAACUCGAGGCCUGUUCAAGAGUCUGAGAAUUUGUUUUUCUCUUAUUCAUCGUUCAAAUUAGUCCCUGUUAUCGCUAUCUUCACUAAAUAUGACUUGUUCGUGCAAGAUCAGCUGCAAAAUAUCAUGGAGUGUGAAGAAGCAGAAGACAUAUAUGACGACGAGGCUGCGACGGACUCCGACCUGGACUCAAACGAAGGGUCCGGUCAACCCUUCCAAGUCCUCGAAGAACGUGCAAAGUUACUUGCAUCGCAGAAGUUCGAGGAGCACUACAAGAAUGUACUUAUGCAGAUGCCACACCCUCCCAAAUCUGUUGUGGAACUAUCCCAUUUGCACGACUCAACUCCGAAGGCCAGUCGGUUAGGUAGCCUGAUCGAAGCAACCAUGGAAGCACUCACAGUGACGGAUAAGUCGAUGGCUAAGGAUAAUCCUCGCCAACGCCUUAGAGCUUUGUUCGCAAAAGCUCAAAUGGCGGAAGUUUCCCCUAAGAUUUCUUCGUCCGUGCAGUGCGUUUUUAAUUCAAGUUAUCAACGUAGAUGA
Molecule: messenger RNA, 894 nt
Organism: Suillus subalutaceus
Lineage: Eukaryota; Fungi; Basidiomycota; Agaricomycetes; Boletales; Suillaceae
Exons: 7
Coding region: 1-894 (297 amino acids)
Molecular function (GO): GTP binding
Source: RefSeq, a predicted model, not a curated record